AUGUGCACGGUUGGCCAUGCCUUUCAGCAGGGGAGGAUGCUCUUUGACCCCAGAACGAUGUUCUCCAGUUGUUGCGUGAUGCUUUGCUUGGUUCCUCUCCUGGGCGUCGUGUCGGGCCUCAGGCUGUGCCCCAGCUCCUGUCUGUGCCACGAGUCUGACUUGGUGGACUGCAGGACUCGUGGGCUGCACCAGGUCCCCAAAAAUGUCCCCCACGGCAGCUGGCUGCUGGAUCUGAGUGGAAACGAAGUGAGGGAGGUGCACACCGGAUCGUUCGUGGGACUGUGGUCCAUCAAGAUUCUCCUCAUGUCCAACAACAGCAUCCACGUUCUGCAUCCACAGUGUCUGUCGUCCCUGCAGUUUCUGGAGAGGCUGGACCUGAGUUUUAACCGGCUGCGCUGGCUCCCUCAGGACCUCACGAUGGGUCUGUCCAGCCUCCAGGUGCUCCAGCUGGACCACAACCUGCUGCAGCACUUGGACGACUCCUCGCUGGGAGACUCGGACAACCUGAGAAAACUGGACCUUAGUUACAACCGGAUCCGAACCAUAGAUGUCAGAGCCUUCACCAGCCUGUCUCGCCUGCGCCUCCUUAACCUGCAGGGAAACGGGCUGAACGUCCUCAGAGAGGGUCUGCUGAGCCGGCAACAGAGCCUGGAGGUCCUGUUGCUCGGACACAACAACCUUUCGGAGAUCCAGACCAAAGCUCUGGUUCCCCUGCGCAGCCUGAACCUGCUGGAUCUCCAGGGAAACCAGCUGGAGCACAUCAAGUUCAAGACCUUUCUGAAGAUGAAGACCACCAGCACCCACCUGCAGAUGUCCCUCAACCCCUGGACGUGCGACUGCGACCUGCAGCGCGUCUUCGGGAAGAUCCAGCACGUCCGACACCUGCACGUGGAGGACUACGAGGACAUCGUCUGCCACGCGCCGCCUCAGCAGGCCGGGAGCGCUCUGGUCUCCAUGGACAGCCAGCUGUGCAUGGCCGAGACGGCCUCGGUGCUCAUCAUCACCAUCACCGUGCUGCUGGCCGUGGUCGGGGCGCUGGUCAAAGCAGAACGCAACCGCAAGAACAAGCAAGCUGCGAGCGAUGCAGAGGUUCAGGACAAAUGAAACGGACCUGGUACCGGGCCCUGAGGGAACAUGGUCAGAAGGUCUGAAACAUGGAUUCACCAGAUGCUACAAAAAAUAUAACUAGGAACAGAACCGCUCCUUUACAGCAGAAUGAGGAGUAAAUAUAUUAUCGCCUGCCACAGAAGUAAAAAAGAACGAAUAUU
Molecule: messenger RNA, 1268 nt
Organism: Nematolebias whitei (Rio pearlfish)
Lineage: Eukaryota; Metazoa; Chordata; Actinopteri; Cyprinodontiformes; Rivulidae
Product: insulin-like growth factor-binding protein complex acid labile subunit
Exons: 2
Coding region: 1-1104 (367 amino acids)
Molecular function (GO): protein binding
Source: RefSeq, a predicted model, not a curated record